UCGUAAAAGACUUCUUUGUUUGUUUGUGUGUGUGUGCUGGAUGGACUCGUCGUCGUCUGGAACAACUUCUUCGACGAUUCAAACGUCGUCAGGACCUGAGGAGAAUCUCAUGGAGCAGAGGAAACGGAAGAGGAUGCUCUCAAACCGUGAAUCAGCGAGGAGAUCAAGAAAGAAGAAACAGAAGCUUCUUGACGAUCUAACGGCUCAGGUUAAUCAGCUUAAGAAAGAGAACAGCGAGAUCGUGACAAGUGUCAGCAUCACAACGCAACACUAUUUAACCGUCGAAGCAGAGAACUCUGUUCUCAGAGCUCAGCUCGAUGAACUCAGCCACAGGCUCGAAUCUCUCAACGACAUCAUCGGUUUCCUUGACAAUACCAACGGGAUCUGUUCGAACACUCUGUCUGGUCCAGAGUCUGAUGAUUUCCUCACGAGUCAGUUUAAUAUGAACAUGUUUUAUAUGAACCAGCCACUCAUGGCAUCUUCUGAUGCGUUACUGUAUUAGAAAUGUGGGCCUAAAAACCUCGAAAUUACAAAAUGGGGUCGUUUUUUUUGUCUGAUUGCAAGAUAUGUCCAAAGAGCAAGAGAGAGAGAGAGAUAUGUGUAUAAAUGGGUAUGUUGUUCGAUUGUUCCAUUUCAUUUUCUUUUUGUAGUUUGUUCCGUCUUUGGCGCAAUAUAGUAAAAGCAUUGUUAUGAGUGUUGUUUGUAAUAAAGGCUCUGUUGCCGCAUGACUACAAAGUGCUUUUAAUA
Messenger RNA from Brassica oleracea var. oleracea, 747 nucleotides. RefSeq names its product basic leucine zipper 1-like. Gene Ontology annotation, molecular function: DNA-binding transcription factor activity; transcription cis-regulatory region binding. The record is from RefSeq and is a predicted model, not a curated record. The coding region runs from base 41 to 502 and encodes 153 amino acids. Gene Ontology annotation, cellular component: nucleus. The transcript has a single exon. Gene Ontology annotation, biological process: positive regulation of DNA-templated transcription. NCBI's taxonomy places the organism in Eukaryota, Viridiplantae, Streptophyta, Magnoliopsida, Brassicales, Brassicaceae.